AUGAAAUUCCGAAGAGUCAUACUCGAGCACACGUACAACCAUUUGACCAACUUGAACAGCGUCAUCCUGUCGGCUCGUAACUAUUUCAGCACGAGCUCGCUGAAGAAGCGUCGAAAGUCGGCCUCGUGCUGUCGCAAGCCCGGCCAGGGGCCGAAGAUCAUCGUGCCGAAGAACUGCCUGGACGGCCUGCCGAAACCGAUCGGCGGGCUCGGCUGCAAGCUCGCCAUCGUCGUCGGCGGCUCGGCCAACGGCUUCGGCUUUUACGCCGCGAGACAGCUGCUCGCCAACGGUGCCGAGAGAGUCCUGCUGGCCGAUUCGGACGCCUCGGCGGGCAGCUUCGCCGCGGAGAAGCUCUGCAUGAGCUUCGGCGACGAUCGCGCCCAGUUCUAUCCCUGCGACGUGCGCAACACCUGCCACGUGGAGGGUAUAUACCGAUCGGCGCUGUGCUCCAAGCACCAGCCGAGCAUAAUAUUCAACGACCUGGACGCGAUCUCGCGACUGCCCAAAAGCGAGGCCAAGUUCUGCCGGGACGAGAAGAAGCUCACGAGCGUGCAGCGCCUGACGCGGGUGGCGAUCGAGCUGCUGCUGGCGCACAAGGUCCGCGGCAUCGUGAUCAAUUGCGCCUCGAUACUGGGCCUGGUCGAUUGGCCGAAGAAUCCGCAGCCGAUCUACUGCUACUCGGAUCCGGUCGUAGAGACGACCAUCAAUUUAGCGAACGAGCUGCCGGCGGAGAACGAGUGUCUGCGCUUGGUCGCCCUGUGCCCGUCGAUACGACCCUCCACGAGCAUCGGCCUGCCCGACGUCCCCACGGACGAGUUGGCUCGCGCCCACGAUCCCGGCCGAUGCGGCUACACACCCUGUCCGCCUGAUCCGAGCAAAGACAGCCGCAGACUCGGCAAGGCGAUCGAUCAUCUGCUCGCCCGGGCGAAGAACGGCUCGGCCUGGCUGCUCGAGCCGCCCUUCAAUCUCUGCGACGAUCCCAAACUCAUCACCAGUCUCGAGAGGAUCAAGGAGAGGGAGCAGCAGGAACAAUUGACAAAAUCCGCUCGGGGGAAGUGA
Trichogramma pretiosum is the source of this 1059-nucleotide messenger RNA. RefSeq lists its product as uncharacterized. The record is from RefSeq and is a predicted model, not a curated record. Lineage: Eukaryota; Metazoa; Arthropoda; Insecta; Hymenoptera; Trichogrammatidae. Gene Ontology annotation, cellular component: cytoplasm. The transcript is spliced from 8 exons. Gene Ontology annotation, molecular function: oxidoreductase activity, acting on the CH-OH group of donors, NAD or NADP as acceptor. Bases 1 to 1059 code for a protein of 352 amino acids.